AUGUUACUUCUUUUACUUGCAACACUUUCAACAGCCCAUUUCUUUGGAGACGCGCCAAUCUUCAUGCCAACGAAAAAGGAUCUCCCCGCAUUGGAGUCUUCGACUUCAGCAACUAUUUUAAUGUUAUACGCCCCAUGGUGUGGUCACUGCAAACACCUAGCGCCCGAAUUUGCCGCUGCAGCCAAAGAAGUGAAUGGGAAGGCCAUAUUUGCAGCUGUAGACUGUGAAGUAGAGAAAGAGAUAUGUGGGCAAUUUGGGGUCCAAGGGUUCCCCACCGUCAAAUUGUUUUCUGCACAGAAAACACAUAGCAAACGAACACCAAAGGAUUAUAAUGGGCCAAGAGAGGCUAAAGCUAUUAUAGGGACUAUGUAUGAUAUGAUACCCGAUUGGGUCAAUAAACUCCCCGAGAAGUUUGAGACGGAGAACAACGUCAUUUUGUUCUCGGACAAACCAAAGAGAACGUUGAUGUUGAAAUCCCUCGCAAUGCACUUUGCGGGAGUCUUGAACUUUUACGACGCACAAAAAGAGAACGAAGAGGCCGUUAAGAGAUUUGGAGUGACGGAGUACCCAUCCCUCUUUGUAGAGGUCAAAGGCGAAAUUAAGAAGUAUGAAGGAAAGCUCGAAAUGAACGCAAUCAUGGCGUUCUUGUCACAAUACACUGAUCAGAAGUUUGAGGCACCAACAGAAGAGGAAGCGCCAAAUAAAGAGGAAAAGGCCCCUGAAGUGCCAUUCAUUAAUUUGCACGUGGAAGACAAUGAAAUGUUUAAUAAACACUGUGGAGGAAAGGCAUGCAUGUUACUCAUCUUUGGCGACGAGGUCGAUAGCGAAAUGGCUGAUACAGUUGCAGAGAAUUUGAAAGACAAGAUGCACGUCACUUCAUUCCACUGCGCGGAACAAAGCGAAGUGUGCAAGAAGUUGAACGUCUUCUUCGAUACUCCAACUGCUAUUAUCUACGUCCCUCAGAGAAGUAGAAUCGUUCGAUUCGUCGGUGGAUUCGAUGUCGAAGACGUCACGAAAUUUGGAAAGGAGGCUUUACUUGGGAAAUCUGGAAGAAUUGAAAUGUUGAAAGAAUUCCCAGCUUUCAUGGAUAGAGUCAAGGAACCUUAUGUGAAACCAGUCAUCAAAGAGGAGCUCUAA
This is a messenger RNA of Entamoeba invadens IP1, 1137 nucleotides long. RefSeq names its product thioredoxin domain containing protein C13F5.05, putative. Lineage: Eukaryota; Evosea; Mastigamoebida; Endamoebidae. The transcript has a single exon. The record is from RefSeq and is a predicted model, not a curated record. Gene Ontology annotation, biological process: response to endoplasmic reticulum stress. Gene Ontology annotation, cellular component: endoplasmic reticulum lumen. Gene Ontology annotation, molecular function: protein disulfide isomerase activity; protein-disulfide reductase activity. The coding region runs from base 1 to 1137 and encodes 378 amino acids.